Molecule: messenger RNA, 2373 nt
Organism: Andrographis paniculata
Lineage: Eukaryota; Viridiplantae; Streptophyta; Magnoliopsida; Lamiales; Acanthaceae
Product: DNA (cytosine-5)-methyltransferase DRM2-like
Exons: 11
Coding region: 303-2126 (607 amino acids)
Cellular component (GO): nucleus
Molecular function (GO): DNA (cytosine-5-)-methyltransferase activity
Source: RefSeq, a predicted model, not a curated record
GGCAAACUGGUAAAGGAGUCAUUCCACAUUUCCGCUCCCCUCUGUACUGCGGAAGGAAGACUGCCUUCCCCUUCCCAAUAAUCUCCCCUUCUCUCCUUCCCCAAAAGCUCUUGCCAGAAUUUAUUCGAUUUUGUCGCCUCUGUAUUUGUUUAUGUUGAUGUUUCUCCAUUCCGAACUCGCUCAGGAACUCGUGUUUAUUUCUGGCUUUGUUGCGGGUUAGGUUGAGAACGGAUUGGCGGUGGAAGCGGCGCCUUGAUUAAUUUUGUUUUUGGUCUCCUUGUUUGGUCGGAACUCAAGGACCUAUGCAGGAUGCAAAUGCCUCUGGGGAGAACUAUUUGGAUGUUGAUUGGAACACGGAUGAUGAACUGGAAAUUUUUGGAGAAGCAGGGACAUCUGCUCAUCCAGUUGCAACUUAUAGUACUGAAGCUGUUGUUGACACUGGGGAGGCAAGCACAUCAGCUGGUGACUCCCGAUUCAAGUUGAUAAGCCAUUUUAUUGGAAUGGGGUUUGCUGAAGCACUGGUCUCAAAGGCUAUUGAGGAAAAUGGAGGAGGAGAUACUGAAUCAAUACUAAACACCCUUCUUACAUACUCAACUCUUGAAGAUUCUCCUAAGGAGGAGAAACAAUUGAGCACAAAUUCUGAUCUAAGCUCUUCCGAUUACAAUGAAAACCUUGUGAAUGAGCUCUCAGACUUGGACAGCUGUUCUGAUAAUGAUUUAGAAAAAUACCCUUUGCAGGACAAUCCUCAUUCCAUAUCUGAGAAGCAUAAAAUGUUGUUAUCACUGGAAAGCUCGGGAUCUCUGUCUGAGAAAGAUAGAAAAUUGCUGGACUUAGCAAAUAUGGGAUUUGCAGUGGAAGAGGCAUCUAUAGCCAUGGAAAGAUGCGGUCCUAAUGAAUCAGUAUCUGUUUUGACUGAUUUUAUUUGCGCUGCUCAAUUGUCAAGAGAAGAAAACUGUCAUUUAGAAGAUGACCUCAAGGCUAGGUUUAUAUGUAAUGGAAGCAGCAAAAACAAAAAGAGGAAAUUGCAUGAGAUGCGCAGAAAGAAUGAAAUGGCUGAGGAGACGAUUCGUCUCCCUAAUCCGAUGAUAGGGUUCGGUAUACCUUCUAUGCAGCCAGAGAAAGUUGAUCGUUUCAUACCAGAAUCUGAGAGAGGUCCGCCAUAUUUCUACUAUGAAAACGUUGCUCUUGCUCCCAAGGGCGUGUGGGACACCAUAUCCCGUUUUCUCUACGAGAUUGAGCCGGAGUUUGUUGAUUCCAAGUAUUUCUCCGCCUGUGCAAGGAAAAGAGGAUACAUCCACAAUCUACCCAUUGAAAAUCGAUUUCCUCUAAUCCCCAUCCCUCCUCUCACCAUUCACCAAGCAUUUCCAUUGUCGAAAAGAUGGUGGCCCACAUGGGACACUCGUGAGAAAUUGAACUGCAUACAAACAGCUAUUGCAAGUGCAAAGCUCACUGAGAGAAUCCGCAGUGCUCUUGAGAGGUAUGAUGGCGAUCCACCCGAAUCAGUGCAGAAGUAUGUCAUGGAACAGUCUCGGAAAUGGAACUUGGUCUGGGUAGGGCGUAAUAAAGUUGCGCCUCUAGAGCCGGAUGAAAUGGAAAUGUUAUUAGGCUUCCCGAAAAACCACACUAGAGGAGGUGGUAUAAGCAGGACCGACAGAUACAAAUCCCUUGGCAACUCCUUUCAGGUGGACACUGUGGCUUACCAUCUGUCUGUCCUCAAGGACAUGUACCCGAAUGGCAUAAACCUCUUAUCCCUCUUCUCCGGAAUUGGCGGAGGCGAGGUUGCACUCCAUCGGCUCGGGAUCAAACUGAAGAAUGUAGUCUCGGUGGAGAAAUCGAAAGUGAACCGAGACAUUGUGAGGAGCUGGUGGGAACAGACGAACCAGACAGGUACUUUGAUCGACUUUGAUGAUGUGCAGCAGGUGGACGACGAGAGAUUGGAGCAGCUGAUCGACACCAUUGAUGGCUUCGAUCUGAUCGUGGGAGGGAGCCCUUGCAACAACCUGGCGGGGAGCAAUAGGGUGAGCCGCGACGGACUGGAGGGCAAAGAAUCGUCGCUGUUCUUUGAGUAUGUUAGGAUAUUGAAUUCCGUCAAGAGCAUAAUGCGCUCGAGGCGACGCAGCCGCUGAUGGAUGAUCUUAACGGCUAGCUAGCUAGCUAACAACUACUGUCCAUUUUUUUUUUUUUUUUUUUGCUUUGGCACCUUUUUUUUUUUUUUUUUUUUGUCUUUUUAGAAGCAUCGGCAAGGCAAUUUGAACUGAAGUAGAUGAUGAUCUGAUUUGAUUUGAAAUUCUGACGUUGUUCAUAUUACUAUAUGAUAAUAUUGACUCAACCCAAAGCUUGGCUCUCUUUGAAUGCAUGCCCAUUUCAUCCUUA